Messenger RNA from Lepisosteus oculatus (spotted gar), 838 nucleotides. Its product is annotated as glutamine amidotransferase-like class 1 domain-containing protein 3, mitochondrial. Lineage: Eukaryota; Metazoa; Chordata; Actinopteri; Semionotiformes; Lepisosteidae. The record is from RefSeq and is a predicted model, not a curated record.
AAGAGCCACAGUCAAGUUCAAGUGGUCUGCAGUAGUGGAGGAUUGUUGAAGUUAUUGAAGAUGGGCAAGCGAGUGGCUGUAGUUCUGGCUGGUUGCGGAGUUUUUGAUGGAAGUGAGAUCCAUGAGGCUUCUGCGGUGUUGGUUCACCUGAGUAGAGGCGGUGCAACUGUGAAAAUGUUUGCUCCUAACGUCGACCAGAUGCACGUAGUUGACCAUCUGAAGGGUGACCCGACGGAGGAGAAGAGGAAUGUGCUGGUGGAAAGCGCCCGGCUGGCAAGGGGCGAUAUUCAGGAUUUAGCGCAGCUCAAAGUUGACGAACUCGACGCCGUUAUAUUUCCAGGUGGGUUUGGUGUUGCCAAAAACCUUUGUGACUGGGCAGUGAAAGGAAAGGACUGCAGUGUCCAUAAUGAAGUGGAGUCUGCUUUGCAGGCUUUCCACAGUGCCAAGAAGCCUAUUGGCCUGUGCUGCAUUUCUCCUGUAUUGGCUGCUAAAGUCAUCUCUGGCUGUGAAGUGACUGUGGGAUGUGAUAACAAUGAUGAUGGCAGGUUUCCCGAUGCAGAGACGGCUGGUGCGAUAGAGAAACUGGGCUGCAAACACAUCUGCAAGGAGGUGACAGAAGCUCACGUGGACGAGAAGAAUAAGAUCGUCACGACCUGCGCGUUCAUGUGCAAGGCGCCUCUCCAUGAGAUCUUUGAUGGUGUUGGUGCAAUGGUACAGGAAGUGUUGAAACUCGCUUAAAGUUUUCUGGAGCCGUUGGAAUGAAGCCUUUGGAAAGUACACAGACAUGAUCUGUCUUGCCCACUGGAAUUGAAAAGCAUCUAAUAAAACUAAAAGCAAC